Messenger RNA from Babjeviella inositovora NRRL Y-12698, 2150 nucleotides. RefSeq lists its product as uncharacterized. The transcript has a single exon. The coding region runs from base 1 to 1749 and encodes 582 amino acids. Lineage: Eukaryota; Fungi; Ascomycota; Pichiomycetes; Serinales. Gene Ontology annotation, cellular component: intracellular membrane-bounded organelle; Mon1-Ccz1 complex. The record is from RefSeq and is a predicted model, not a curated record. Gene Ontology annotation, biological process: vesicle-mediated transport.
AUGUCAUUCUUCACGCCGUACCUUGUCCCCCAGCCGUCAGGGCCGCGAGUCGAGUAUCUCACCAUCUUCAACCCGACGCUUUCCCAUAACGACUCAGACACGGACAAAUCGCUCUUGUUGCACUACUCGCCUGGCAGAGAGUAUACAAUGGACGAAAAGUUGCGCCACAUUGGAUUAAUCCAGGGCUUGAACAGCUUCAGCUCUACGUUUGCGGCCGGCUCUCCGGUCGAGCUCGUCAAGACGGACAAGACUUGUUUGGCGAUAGUGAAGCUCCCAGACGAAUAUUUCAUGGCAAUGUGUGUCAGAUUGGCCCAAAUGGUGGACUCAAAGGGAGAAUUGGUGUAUUCUGACGCAGAAAUGCCCCCAGACUACGUGUACACGGCUAUUCUUGAGAAAGGCCACGCCUUGUUUACGCUACACCACGGAAAGAUAGCGGAUCUGACACCCACCGUUCUUGAGGGCUGGUGGUCACGCUACUUGAAAGAGUGCGUGUCAUUCUCUCGCUGGAGUUGCCACGACCGACUUCCGCACGUGAGAAAAUCAUCGACCGCGUUGCUUAACGCUACAAAGAACAGGGUGAAUGGGUUGGCAAAGCACGCAUUGGUGUUUAAUUUCGGCAAAAAAGAGCACGGAUUUGUGUACCAGGCAUCCGACUCGGUGAGCAGCGCCGACCUUUGGCGGAUCUACACCUGGCUAGAGACGGUGCACACAUCCGCCGUCUUGGCCCCAGAAAACUUGAUUGGUGACGUUCCAAUCGGAGCAAAAGCACCCGCCUUUGAUCCCACUGUUGCCGCCAAGCCGCGGAAGAAGUACGCCGGAAGCAUGUUUUCCUUUAGUCCCGUCAAGGCUAUGAACCAACUUGGCAGUCUGACCAUGAGCGUGAUGAGCACCGCCGCGAAUUUCAACCGGUGGUUUGAACCCCCAGAGGCGGUUGAAGAAGUGUCGAGCAAAGGGGCGUUUCUCGUUGGUCUCCACGAAACGUUAGACACUGACGAUCCGGAUAUGCACAAGACGAUAACCACGAAGCAGGUUUAUCUUGGAGAAGCACUUAUCAAGCACAACUUGGUUAUCUAUAGACUAGAUGACAGCGUGGUGGUGCUCGUGUACGAUGGGGAGACACAGCUACUGGUGAACUCCUUCUACACCAAACUAGAGGCGGCCCUCAUAGAGAUGUUUGACGGUGAAAUGUCAACCUCAACAGCCACCAUUUCCUCCCACAAACCUCCAAAGGUCAGUCCGUGGUCCAGCCUUGUAAAGGGAGGCAUGGAUACUCUCAGUUUGUUUAGCACGCUGGAGGCCCCGGAAGCGAGCCUUACACCUUUUUACUAUUACGUCUACAACUGUGAGACCCGCUUCCUCGAGACUUCUCUUCCGCCGAUUCCGGAAACGGACUCCACGGAACAGUACGAUAUUCUCAAGAGCGCUACCGCUGCAAAGUACGUGCACGCGUUGGUAGCGGGUAUCGUCGACAGUACCAUCUCAGAAAGGCUGCGAAAGCCCCUCAUUUCGCUUGAGGAAACAAUCGUCAAGACCGAGAAAAACUGGUUGUGUUACCACACGGUGUUUUCAGACGAGGGUGGCGACCGGUUGUUGGUGCUCCUCAAAGCUAUCCCCUGCGUCAAUCCUAUCAAACAGAUUAUCGAGGGCAACACCAGUCCGCACUUGAUUCGAAUGAUGGGACACGAAGUGCAGGUGUGGCUCGACUACUACAAACUUACAGGAGAGGUUGUGCCAUACGCUUACAAAUAGAAUUUACAGUACAACCAUAGCUAUGACUCAAGACGACUUCUUGGAGUAAAACGUAGGCUUUGAAGAUUAAUUUACACGUAUAUUACAAUAACUAUGACAGUAUGGAGAAGGAGGCCUAUUCCAUAUCUUGCUUGAUCUUUUCCAACAAAACGUUGAUUCUAGGUCCCAUCAAUGGUUGGCCGGAACGGGUCUUGACGGCCAAACGCUCGUUCUUUCUCUCUCUCUCACGUCUCUUGGUCUCGGCAACCUUCUGCAUUUUUUCAAAGUCUUUUUGCUUCUGUUCUCUCUGCAGUUCCUUGCGCUCCUUAGCGAUCUUGACCUUUUCCUGGAAGGAUAAUUGUUUUUUCGCUGGCUUUUCCUCGUCCUGGUCUCUGCGGCCCUUGACCAGGGGUUCUCUCUCU